This is a messenger RNA of Linum trigynum, 4745 nucleotides long. NCBI's taxonomy places the organism in Eukaryota, Viridiplantae, Streptophyta, Magnoliopsida, Malpighiales, Linaceae. The record is from the annotation of a GenBank genome assembly.
GCAAGAAGCUGCCUCUCCAACUACAGAACCGCCGCCGGCCACGCCCGUCACUCCAAGGUCGCCGCCGCUCUCCUUUUAGGGAAAACUUGUUUAUAUGCACUGAACUUGCGACUCUGAAGUCAUUUGGUGAUUUGCUAAUUAGCGGAGAUGGUUGAGAGAAAGAGAAAAUCCAGAGAUGAGACGAGGCAGGGGAGGGAGAAGGGCAACAGUAAGUCGAGAAAAAUGUCGAGCAAUAAGAAGGGUGGCAAGGAGAAAGGUAAGAGGACUGGUCCUCGGUUGCCCAACGCGCUCAUGAAACAGUUGGAUCGAAUAAACCCUAGGAGCCGGUUUGAUGACGACGACGACGUCAGCUCGGAUGGAGGGAAAGACCUGUAUGAGUACGAGGAGGAGGUGGCUGAAGAGGAAGCUGGGAAGAACCGCCGUUUCGAUGCUAUUAAAAACUUUGACUAUGAGUUGCCGGAGGAUUUCGUGGAUGAGAAUGUACAAUCGGAAGAUGAUGAUGAUGAUGAUGAUGAUCACAGUGCCAGCAGUGAGGAUGAAGACCAUAAUGAUGGAAAGCAAAGUUCAGGAGCUGCCGAUGAUGAAAAGCAUUUGAGGAUGCUGCAAGAAAUCACUCAGAUGCCAAGUGAAGUUUUUGAAGGCAGGCGGAAAAAGAAUGAAAUUGUUGUAUCAGAGCCUUAUCCAGAAUCGGAGUACAAUCCCAGCAGUGAUGUUCUAGACGGCGUUGGACGUGUUAGUAUUGGUGAUCUUCUGGGGAGUCUUCAGCAAAAUCCUGCUUAUAGCAAACUCAGGAAAGAAAUGCGUCAUGUGGAGGCAAAGAGUAUGCCCCUUGCAGCUCCACUUUCCAAGGAAGCAAUAGACAAGGUGGAGAGGCAAAAAGCAUAUGAAAUAUCCAAGAAAGAUAUCACUAAAUGGGAACCUUUGAUUAAGAGGAACAGGGAAGCCCCUUCUGUUAUUUUCGACAAAGAUAUUGAUGUGGGGUUUUCAACGGUUGGAGCCAUAGCAUCAGAGUUUGAGCCUAGAACUGAGUUUGAGAAGAAAAUGGCUUCAUUAGUUUCUGAUGAUAAGGUUAUGGAAGCUCACAAAGAAGAUGGUGCUAAGCUCCUCGAACUGAAUAAGAUAUCUUCGGAGGAUUAUAAAAACAGUCGGGAUCACAUUGCUAAAAUGCGAACCCUUCUCUUCCGACAUGAAGUGAAGAUGAAACGCUUAAAAAAGAUAAAGUCUAAGACACAUCGCCGGAUGUUGAAGAAAGAUAGAAUGAAGGGAGUAUCUGGUGAAAUGCAGAUGGAUUCUGAAGCGGCUAAAGAAUUGGCGAUAAAGCAAGAGUUCAAGCGAGCUGAGGAACGCUUGACCUUAAGGCACAAAAACAAGUCAAAAUGGGCAAAACGUGUAUUGGAGCGUGGUCUGAAUGCUCAAGAUGAGGGCACCCGAGCAGCCAUUACAGAACAACUCAGUCAGCAUGCUCGUUUGACUAGAAAAAUGAAUUCUAUGAAUGACAGUAGCAACAGUGAUAACAGCAGCGACGAGGAAUAUGAUGAAGAUUCUGAUGUUUCAGAACAAGAUAGAGCUUCUAAGGUGUUGAUGAAAGCAAAAGAAAAGACACAAAGUAUAUUAGAGGAAGAAGAUGAAGUGCCUACAUCCGGAGUUCUUUCUCUGCCUUUUAUGGCACGAGGAUUGAAAAAACGGAAGGAUGAGGCUAAUGAGGAAGCCAAACUUGCGCUUCAAGAGUAUGAAGCCGCACUGGGUCAAAAACAUGACUCAGCUGAUACAAAAACAGCUGCGGGAAAUGGAAGAAGGGUAUUUGGAGGACCAACACAGAAGGUUGCUUUACCAACUAAGAAGAAGAAUUUGAAUGAUAACUCCACCAACAGUGACAGUGAGGCCGAGUUUGAACCUGAAGAAAAUAUUGUUGAUGAAAGAAGUGAUGGGAGGCAGAAGGAUGUUCGUGUCAGCUAUUCCUUGCUUAAUGAAGGCUCUGAGUCUAAUCAGGAACCUCCAUUCGCGGAUUCUGAGAAGAUGGCUGUGGAUGCUGGCCCAAAGACGGCAUAUGAAGUUGCGAUUUUUGCAUCAAACACAUGGAGAAAAAUGAGCGAGAAGAGUGAAGUGGAAGCCAGUACCAAAAAGGCUCCAACCGAUGUUCAGUCUGUUGUGAAGAAUAAACAUCCAGAGGAAACCGGCGAGGAAAGUGAUAGUGACGAUGAAGCACAGAUGAUCGAUGGGAACUUGUCAUCAGGCCGUAGAGCAGCAUAUGAGCUGCCUUCUCAAGCAGAGCUUAUCCAUGAGGCUUUUGCUGGAGAUGAUGUGGAAGAGGAGUUUGCCAAAUAUAAGGAUGAAGCAUUAAGUAAAGAAAAUCCCGAGCCAGAAAAGCCUGUUCUACUUCCUGGGUGGGGCCAAUGGACUAAUGUACAGAAAAGGAAAGGCUUGCCUUCAUGGAUGGAGGAAGAACAUAAACUAGCUCAGCAGAAGAGAGACGAGGCUAUUAAGAAAAGGAAGGAUGCACAUCUCAAGCAUGUUGUUAUAUCUGAAAAGUUGGAUAAAAAGGCUGAGAAACUACACACAAAGUCAUUGCCUUUCCCUUUCACGUCCAAGGAAGUGUUCGAACAAAGCAUCCGUAUGCCAAUUGGACCUGAGUUCAAUCCUGCAACAGCCGUUGGAGCUCUUAACCGACCUGAGGUGUUGAAGAAACCUGGAGUGAUCAUCAAGCCGAUCAACUACGAGGAUGUCGACCCACAUGAGAAGGUGGUGCAGCAUAAGCAAGGGGGUGACAAGAAGCAGCACAAGCGAAAACAACCACCCAAGUCGAAAACCGAGGGUAAGCGGCAUAGAAUGAAGCCGGUGAUGGUGAAAUCUUGAGAAAUGGAGCAAUUCGUAUUCGGUUUUCUGUUUCAUCCAGUUUUGGUAGAAUCCCCUUGUACGUGCAAUUUUUGCCAGGGCAUAGUCAUAUGUGUCAAGAUGUAUUAGAAUGACAGUGUACUGAAUUUAUUUGCAGUAUAUGUUCUCUUUUCUAUGUUUUCGGCGAUUAUGCUCUGCUUUCAGCAAAUCUCGUCAGUUUUGUCAUGGUGGGAGUUGGUCACUGACUUCUAUCAGUGGCACGAAACUACUCCUUUGUGUCUCCUAUUCUCAGUCCUAAGGACAAGUUGCAGAGUCCCCAUUUAUUCGUUACCUCUGUGUAGAGGUGGCAAAUGGAUUGGAUUUAUAGAUUGGUGGAUUGGAUUGGUGGAUUUAUAGAUUGGUGGAUUGGAUUAAUUGGAUUCAAUGGAUUGGUGGAUUGAUCCAUACAUUCAAAUGACUUUCAAGUCUUGGACUAAAAUGUAAAAUGUAAAAAAUUUAGGUAUUAAAAUGUCAUAUAAAAAAAUUUUAGAUGCCAAAACGUAAUUUUUCAAUGAUAUUUUUAGUAUCAAAAUAUAAACUUAAGGUUUCAAAAUUUAAAAUUAAAAAAUUAUGGAUACCAAAUAUGUUGGUGAGAUAUAAAAUCUAACAAAUUUAUGAAUUACCAACAAGCGAAUGAUGAACUAUUUACUCGAUGCUCAUAACUUCAUAAGUUGCUAGUUGAGGUGGCUUGCUAGUCAUACUAUCGAGCCAGCUCAUAGCUCAAAAUGAGCUAGCUCACGAGUUGAGCUCAAUAAGUCAUUGAAUCGAGCUGCUCACGUGCCUUGUGAGCCAAACAUGGUUCAACUCAAGUUCCACUCAUUAGUAAACGAACAAAGUGUCAAAUGAGCUUUUUCCGAGCCAAACGUCGAGUGUGACUGUGAGCAUGUUGGCUCAUUCUGAUGGACUGACAGAAUUGCGUUGAAAAAUUAAUUUGUGCACAAAUUAUUCAACUCGAUGAAUGUUAGAGAGUGGUCAUGUGUUCGAAUCUCCACGAUCCCCAAUAUUAACCGUUGUCUUUCAAGCACAUGGUAUGAUGGGCCUGUGCAAAUUUCAAGCCCAUGGGUUGGCUUUCGUUUGAGGGGGCGUGUUAAAGAGUGGUAUAAAAUCCAACAUAACCUUCUCCCAACAACUCGAGUUAUUGGGACCAACUGAUUUAUCACCUUAGAAAAUUAUAAUUCUGAACAUUUUGACCUUCUUCCCAUCAUAAUUCUAUCGAAUUCGUGAAACCCUUAGAAUUAUUUUCUUCUCGAAUAAAUGAAGUAGUCAAAAUAAACUUUAUGCAUAUAUAUUCUUCUAUCUUAAUUUUACUUCAUUCUUUCGUAUUCUUACCAUGACGCCCAUGCAAAUGGGUUAUAUAUUUUGUAAUUGUUAAUAUACCUACAUCGUUGUAUUGAUCGAUACAGACUUCUCCCACAUAUGUGUAUAUCAUAUCGACCUAAUUAGUAAUUCGCAGUCUUUUGGGAAAAAAAUCCAAAAGUACCACUGUUUAAAAAAAAAAUCCAAAAAUACCACCCAAUCCCAAAAAUUCCAAAAAUACCAUCAUUUUUCAAAAACCGCCACCCCACCCUGCGGUUUACACGAAAACCGUUUGUCGGGGGCGCGGUUUUCUAUGUAAACCGCGGGCCUAGGGGGCGGUUGUAAAAAAAAAAUUGGACCAAACCGCUGGGUGGGGUGGCGGUUUGACCCAAAACCGCCACCCCACCCAGCGGUUUGGUCCAAAAUGUUUUUUUUUUCCGAUCAACUCCUAACUUCGGCCGAAACUUCAAACGAACGUAACUUUGCACUCGGAUAUCCGAUCGAUGCGAUUUUUUUUUUCAUUUCGCAUAACUUUUCAAGAUCUACAACUUUUAGUAGGAUAAAAUUUUCAAAACAGG